This is a messenger RNA of Lolium rigidum, 1400 nucleotides long. RefSeq names its product mitochondrial outer membrane import complex protein METAXIN. The record is from RefSeq and is a predicted model, not a curated record. Gene Ontology annotation, biological process: mitochondrion organization. Gene Ontology annotation, cellular component: SAM complex. The transcript is spliced from 6 exons. The coding region runs from base 80 to 967 and encodes 295 amino acids. Lineage: Eukaryota; Viridiplantae; Streptophyta; Magnoliopsida; Poales; Poaceae.
GGUGCUGGUGGCGAGGAAGCCCGGAUUCGGGCUCCCCACCGCCUGCCCGGCCUGCCUCCCCGCCGUCCUCUACCUCCGCAUGGCCCAGGUCCCCUUCGACAUCCACGUCGACACCUCCUUCCCCGACGCCGAGCACAUACCAUAUGUUGAAUUUGGCGAGUGUGUCGCAUUCAACAAUGAAAAAGGAGGUGUAAUUGAGUAUCUCAAGGAGGAGAAAAUUGUGGACUUGACCUCAAAACUCCCAAGCGAUUCUUACUCUGAUCUAACAUCCACAAAGGCCAUGGUUUCGACUUGGCUUGCUGAUGCUUUGCAAUACGAACUCUGGGUGGUUACUGACAGGAGCAUUGCACAAGACAUUUACUAUUCUGAUCUCUCCUGGCCCAUUGGGAAGAUACUCCACUGGAAGAAAACUAGAGAUGUGAAGCAAUUACUGGGUAUAACAAAGCUUAAUGCUGCAGAAAGAGAAGAGGAGAUAUACCGGAAUGCUAAUGCUGCUUAUGAUGCUUUAUCAAUGAGAUUAGGAGAUCAAGCCUUUCUUUUUGACAAUAGCCCUACAGAUGUUGAUGCUCUUUUCCUUGGACAUGCUCUUUUUGUCCUUAAUGCAUUACCUGGUACAUCUACGCUGCGAAGUUAUUUACAGAACUAUGACAACUUGGUAAACUGUGCCGAGCGUCUCAAGGUCCAAUUGAUGAAAACCGAUUCAUCAUCAGCAGGGUCAGUAUCAGGAUCAGGAUCAUCUGAUCCGUCGUCAUCAUCCACAUCCAGGAAAGGAGCAUCUUCUGGACAAAGUUACAAGCCUAAACCCAAAGCUAAGAAGGAGCGUACGGAGGAGGAGAAGAAAUUUAGGCGAAGAACAAAGUACUUCCUUGCAACUCAACUCGUUGCAGUCCUUGUCUUCCUAUCGAUCAUGGGUGGGGCGGAUAAUCCUGAGCUAGACGAUGAGUACGAUGUGGAGUAUGAAGAUUAAACUCUCCCCAUCCUUCCGCUAGAAGAAUAUACUUUCUGAAGGUUUAAUUUGCCACAGCGCUGGCUGUGGUGCUUUGGGAAUUUGUUCCCUUGCUAGUCAGGGGGGGUUGCAUACUUGAUGUCGUAGUUAGAAAGGAAACACACUGAGUUGGUUAGCAACUGGCCUUUCCAUGAUUUCGGAUGCGAAACAUCUGUUUCCAAAUUUUGUAUGGCUUUGUGGAAAGCUACUUGAGAGUGUUCGGAAGUCCUUUUUGUGCAUUGCCCCCCUGUUUCUUGUUAAAUAAACUAUGUAGUUUGGAAGUAAAUGACCUUUCGGUCCGUCCAAACAUUCUUCUUUUUUGUUAAUAAUUUGCUUCCUGUUUAUUCUUUUUAUCUUCUUGAUGAAACCGAAGAUAUAUUUUAAAAGAUCACAAUGGCUGGCUGCAAUGCUUUCA